AUGGCUUCGCAAUCAUCAGCCUCUGGCGGUGCCAGCUUCUCACUCUUCCCCAAUCCCAACUUCUCCAAGCCUAUGCCGCGUCCCCGCCAAACAUCUCGAACUCGUCGCUCAGAGUCUCGUGAACGUCGAGCAGUUACACCACAGUCGCAACUCCAAGACAGCCGUGCUCCGACGCCGGGUGCUUCGUCUUCACCGGUGCUUGCUCCUGUAUCAUCGCCUCAAAACGGCCGGCAGACGCCGCAGCAGAGGGCUCAUACCCCAUUGGACAUCAAUCAUCCCCUGGAAGCAGUGUCGGAGGCGGCUCUGGAUCAUCAUAACCCUCCAUCGACUGCCAACAUAGAAGAGCAACCGUUUGAUACGCCUGGCGCGGACUCCAGUCCCCCCCGACUGACCAUCGAAAUUCCUCGGCAAGCAAAUGCUCCAAUCUUGCCACCUCAGAUAUUGGCAGGCGGCAAUAGUAAUCCGCCGCGGAAUUAUAUCGCCAAACCUCUUCUAUUGUUUGACCAGCCACCAUCGUUUGCACCGCCGCCAACAGCGCCGCCAGCAAUGCGAUCCAUGUUUCCAACAUACAAUCCUGAAUUACCCCUUGAUCAACAAACCUACGGUCCAAUCCAGAUGCAGCCAUCAGGCAUGCCUAGGGCUGUUGUCAGUCGCCAGAGCUACUUCGAAGACCCCGAGACUGUAUCUGAGCGCCCACCUGUCCGCAGCCCGCCAUUCAGAGUUCCUACCCGCCCUCAAAAUCCUCCAAUCAUCCCUGAUAUAAGCACUACCGAACAGCUGCAAGACCUUUGGAAAGUCACAAACGGCUGGCAAGCAUCAGGUUCUGAAGGGCGUGUUUACUGCCUAAAGUUGACACAGCAAAAAGAUGCUCCCGUCUACACUCUUUCCUCCGCCUCCCAGCCUUUUUAUAGUCUCCGCUUGGACCCUACAUCUGCCUCGGCUUACGUGUCACUGAGUAGACACGACCCCAGCAAGAUUUACAAGGCUCCCAAGUCAUCGUCAGGCUCUCCCGGGAGCAUUUUCAACGGUGUUCUAAGUGGCAACAACCGAGCCUCAGACAACAAACAUUGGCAAGAAGCGUUAACCACAACACUUGAAGAGGAAUCUCGUAAGCAUUCUCCAAAUGAUGGUCUUGCUGCCCUUCUUAUGCCCUGCGCCGCGACAAAAAUAGUCUUGGAUAGGGCAGACGACCCUGUCACAGUUGCAGCUGCAGAGAGGGAGUGCGGCAGGCUUGUAUGGGAUGACGAUAGUGCAAGCCACUAUCUAGUACAUCCUGCCCUGGCAACGCCAUUCUGUGUUACCAUUGAAAACUGCGCUGCCUGGUCUCGUAUCGAAUAUACGCUGGAACACCACGAAUCGCCACAACACCUCGCCAAGCUCACACGAGAUGGCACCGGCACCGGGUGGUUAGAGAUUGACACUGGUGUAGCGUCCAAAAUCGGGUCAUUCUACGUUGUGGAUGUGGCCGUUACCGCCCUGCUUCUUGUAGCUGCCAUGGAAGAUAGGAACUCUCCAAGAACUGUCAUUGAGGCAUUCGAGGCACCACCGGUACCGGAACCUCCGAGACAAUCAAGGAGUCUGAGCAGUGCAUUGAGCCGACACCGCGACGAUGACGGCAGCAAAAAGAGCAAAAAAGACAAGAAAGACAAGAAGCGCCAGAGAAUGGAGCAGUUCGAGAUUGAUAUCGAAAGCCAGGACGAUAGUUUGGGCAAGGGGAGCAAAAAGGCUGAAGCUGAAGAUAAACUGCCCUUCCUAAUACGAGUGAUUGUUAAACUAGGAAAGGGGCUGUUUAACUGUUUUAUAUGGAUUCUUACACUUGGGUUUGCAUGCGUUAAAGGAGUAUUCAAGGUUUUUUAUAAAUGUGUGGGAUCUAAAUAUUAA
Trichoderma gamsii is the source of this 1881-nucleotide messenger RNA. RefSeq lists its product as hypothetical. The coding region runs from base 1 to 1881 and encodes 626 amino acids. NCBI's taxonomy places the organism in Eukaryota, Fungi, Ascomycota, Sordariomycetes, Hypocreales, Hypocreaceae. The record is from RefSeq and is a predicted model, not a curated record. The transcript has a single exon.